Messenger RNA from Cynara cardunculus var. scolymus (artichoke), 531 nucleotides. Its product is annotated as CRIB domain-containing protein RIC7. Bases 1 to 531 code for a protein of 176 amino acids. The record is from RefSeq and is a predicted model, not a curated record. The transcript is spliced from 4 exons. Lineage: Eukaryota; Viridiplantae; Streptophyta; Magnoliopsida; Asterales; Asteraceae.
AUGGGCACGGCCGUGAAAGGUUUAUUGAAAGGCUUGCGUUACAUCUCCGAAAUCUUUGAAGCCGAUAAUGAAAAAGAACAAGAAAUACAGAUUGGUAUGCCUACGGAUGUUAAACAUAUUGCCCAUAUUGGUUGUGAUGGUCCUUCCACAAAUGCUCCCAGUUGGAUGAAUGACUUUCAAGGUUCAGAAUCAGGAUCAUCAGAUCUAGGUGGAUCAAAGGACUCGAUGAGUUCUCAAACUCGUCGAGGCAAGUCUAAGCAACCCAAGAAACAUGGUGCUGGUGGUUCGGUAGGUUCUUCACCUGACAUUGAACCAAGAACCAGGAGGAACAGAAACUCAUCCGGUGAUUCACCCAUGAAUGAGACCAGCCGCCCUAGGCGGACCAAGAACUCAGGCACAGGGGGCGAGUCACCGUCACAAGAACCUGGGGCGAAAAAGACUCGAAAGAAAAAAGUGGGAUCGAAUGAUGGAAACACGAGACCUUCAAGACCUAAGAACCGAGAUCCGUCGACUACAGAUAAUGCUGACUAG